UGGUUUGUAGGUAUAAACUCCGGUAUAAGCGAGUUCGAAGACUUGGCUCGGGUCGACAUUGACUGCCAGGACCUAGUCGGCAAAACAAGUUCGAUAUAAAUAUUCCGAGAGGAAACAGUGAAGUGCAUAACAAAAGGGAUUUUAUAAAAUGGCGAAACUGACACAUUUAGCUUCAUUUGUUUUAAUAUUAUCAUACUGGGAUACAAAUGUACUAGGAGCUGAGGAAAAUAAAGAAUCCUCUGAUGCAAAAGCAAAAACGAUCGAGUACGAAAAUGACAAUAGUGGACUAGGAGAAUAUAAAUUCAAUUUCCGAACGUCAAAUGAUAUCGAGCGCUCGGAAGAAGCCAAACUGCAAGACGACGGCACUUUUGUUGUGGAAGGGUUCUAUUCGUUCACAGCAACCGAUGGAAAGAAGUACUAUGUUGCGUACGUAGCUGAUAAAACUGGCUACCACCCGACUGUUAUUGAUGUACCUGAGGUGACGAGGAUUGAGGAAGAGAUAUCACCACCCGUUCCUGGUGUUCCUCAAAGCAUCACUAGUCAUGCUAUCGCGACACUUCUGGGAUAACAGCUUGGAAAUCAUCGGAUAUCGUUGUGAUUUCGGCUCUUCCUCCAAACGUGGUGGCUUCGCUCCUAGGCGGAUAAACAAUUUACUAACAUUAAAAAGUAAAAUAAAGCUUUUGUUAAUACAAA
Plutella xylostella (diamondback moth) is the source of this 693-nucleotide messenger RNA. Its product is annotated as endocuticle structural glycoprotein SgAbd-5. NCBI's taxonomy places the organism in Eukaryota, Metazoa, Arthropoda, Insecta, Lepidoptera, Plutellidae. Gene Ontology annotation, cellular component: chitin-based extracellular matrix. The record is from RefSeq and is a predicted model, not a curated record. Gene Ontology annotation, molecular function: structural constituent of chitin-based larval cuticle.